AUCUCGCCUAAAUACAAACCCAAAAAAAAAAGAAUCUUAAUUUAUUCUUCUCGCCGCCGCUGUAAUGGGUCUUUUGGAUCGUUGCGCCGAUGUCUUCAACUUCUCUCACAGCCACAGCCACAGCGGCCACAGCAAGAAGCUCAAGAAAAACAAUCAACUUCAGAGGGUGGAGAUAAAAGUGAAGAUGGACUGCGAAGGGUGCGAGAGGAAGGUGAAGAAGUCGGUGGAGGGGAUGAAGGGGGUGACGGAGGUGGAGGUGGAGCCGAAGCGGAGCAAGCUUACGGUGGUCGGUUACGUGGACCCCGACAAGGUCCUCCGCCGCGUCCGCCACCGGACCGGGAAGACGGCGGACCUCUGGCCUUACGUGCCCUACGACGUCGUCCAACACCCAUACGCUCCCGGAACUUACGACAAGAAGGCGCCGCCGGGGUACGUCCGCAAUGCCGCCGCUAACCCGGACGCCGCGCCGCUCGCACGUGCCAGCUCCGUCGAGGUCCAGUACACCACCGCCUUCAGCGACGACAAUCCCAAUGCCUGUGCUUUAAUGUAAUCUUAAUAUUGCAGUUCAUCAAAUCUUUUCCUUUUUACUGGAAGGGCCAAGGUUAUUACUUGUAAAUAUAACACCUUUUUUCUUUUAGGAAGGUUGUACUUUGUAGCGUAGCUCAACUUGUAAUAUAUAUAUAUAUAUAUAUAUAUAUAUUAACUUAUUUGGAGUGAGAGAGUUUAUAUUACAAGUUUAG
Molecule: messenger RNA, 740 nt
Organism: Momordica charantia (bitter melon)
Lineage: Eukaryota; Viridiplantae; Streptophyta; Magnoliopsida; Cucurbitales; Cucurbitaceae
Gene: HIPP27
Product: Heavy metal transport/detoxification superfamily protein
Molecular function (GO): metal ion binding
Source: RefSeq, a predicted model, not a curated record